Messenger RNA from Drosophila subpulchrella, 684 nucleotides. RefSeq names its product pro-corazonin. The coding region runs from base 94 to 567 and encodes 157 amino acids. Lineage: Eukaryota; Metazoa; Arthropoda; Insecta; Diptera; Drosophilidae. The transcript has 2 exons. The record is from RefSeq and is a predicted model, not a curated record. Gene Ontology annotation, biological process: positive regulation of heart contraction. Gene Ontology annotation, molecular function: corazonin receptor binding.
AUCAAAGGUUCAGACGCAGCUGUGAUUCCAACGCGAAAGGAACUUAUCCAGAUUUCCGAGUGUCCUGUAAACAGGACCAUCUUCUGCAGAACCAUGUUGCGCCUCCUGCUGCUGCCGCUCUUUCUGUUCACUUUGUCCAUGGCCUGCAUGGGGCAGACUUUUCAGUAUUCCCGGGGCUGGACAAAUGGCAAAAGAUCCUUUAACUCUGCAUCCCCACUGCUGGCCAACGGGCAUUUCCAUCGGGAUCGGGGAAACGAGCUGGGAUUCACGGAUCUGUACGAUAUUCAGGAUUGGAGCAGCGAACGCAAACUGGAGCGAUGCCUGUCGCAACUUCAACGUUCAAUGAUUGGUCGAAACUGUGCCCCGGGAUCGGACUUCAAUGCCAUCCGUGCAGAUGCAGAUCCUGAUAGCAGCUCCCAUCCCAGACUUUCAAACAUUAAUAACGAAAACGUUUUGUACUCAAAUGCCAAUAUCCCGACAAGACAUCGCCAAACGAAUGAACUGCUCGAGGAGCUGACUGCCGCUGGUGGAGCUUCUGCUGAGCCCAAUGUAUUUGGAAAACAUUAGCCAUUGUCUCAUUAGUCGAUUGAAUGUGAAAAAUAUUGUUAAACUAGCAAAAAAUGCUACAAAAAUGUAAAAAAAAAAAGUUGUAAUUGUUAAAUAAAUCUGAGGCUUUUUAAUAAG